AUGAAUGGAAGCCCGAGUAUCAUCGUCCAGGACAACAGCACCAGGUCCCAAGUCGAGGUAGUUCAACCUAGGCCAAGUCAAUAUGUUCUACACAGCAGCCUUUGCGAGCUCUCCCAUCUCCCAACCUCCCUCUCUGAAUACUUCUUCCGCGAGGUAAUCACGCUGUACUGUACAUGGGAUAGCAAGACAAACGUGAUGCGCAACAUCGUCGAGACAAUGUGGCAGUCCUCCGGCGCUUUGUACCACACCAUCCAGAGCAUGGCCGCAGCCUGUCUAUCAGAAGACUUUCCGCACCUGCUGCCCGUCGCCCGAAGGGAACACGGCAACGCCCUCAGACUCAUCCGUGAUCGCCCUCCAGCGCUACCUUCAUCAACUUCAAUGACCACAACACACAAGAGGGCCAUGUUGCUCUCAUCAACGCUCCUCGGCCAUACCUCGAGCUGGCUCAGCCCUCAGAACCUCGCAACAGACAUGUUCAGAGCGAGCUGUAGCAUGCUCAAGGAUGUCUCCGCCGAGACGAGCAGUGAUGCAGACGCCGUUCUAUCCUUCUUCAGCGAUACUAUGGACUACUGGGCCAUGCUCCUCGCCUACCUAACAGACAGCAACCAACUAGGCGACUAUCACCACACCAACUCCAUCGGCCCCACGGACCCAUCAAAGUCCAUCGAGCCUCAUCCUUACUCUGGUAUAUCCCACGCCACCGUCCGACUGCUAACCGACACGGGCAUCCUCAUCUUUCAGUACCGGAAACACAUGGCCACCGUCAAAUUUCUCACCGAGACGGACCUAGACGUCUUCCGCGCCGCACUGCGCUCCGCAAGGAAACUCGAGCGCGCGCUACUGGCGCACCGCCCGCCUGACCUAUCUCGCGUUACGGAUCCGGGUGAUCCCAAGACACCGCUACGGCACCUGGAGCUUAUCGACGAGGCGUACCGGUGUACGGGUCUCCUACAGCUGUACCGCGUAUUUCCGGAUUUGUUGAACGAGCGGUAUGCACCGUGGGACAGGGAGCGGCUGCUUCGUCCGGUGCCGAUAUCCGAGGCCAUGACUGGAGGACUAGAUGGCAAUAAGGUUCCCUCGGCAAGAGAGAGGAGGACGUGGUUGACGAAGCUGGCGAUGUAUAUCCUCGGUAUAUUACGGGAUAUACCCUUUGAGUCGCGGACGCGAAGUGCGCAGCCAUUCAUCAUGGUGGCGAUCUCGAGCGAGUUGAGGAGGGAGCCGCAGCAUCUACGACAGCCGGAUGAUGCAUGUAGUGACGUGGGGCCGGAUGUGUUGGAUAUCGAUCCCGCGUCUAUCGAAGUGGCGAGGGCGCGCAAGUUUGUGCGGUCGCGGCUGGCGGCUUACACGCACAUUUUGCCGCUCCGCAAGAGUCGAGUUAUAGCCGAGUUGAUUGAUCAUACGUGGGCGGCACUGGAUGCUGGUGAGGAGGACGUGUAUUGGCUGGAUGUCGCUCGCGAGAAGAAUCUUGGGACAAUGAUGGGCUAG
Colletotrichum godetiae is the source of this 1485-nucleotide messenger RNA. Its product is annotated as fungal-specific transcription factor domain-containing protein. Gene Ontology annotation, cellular component: nucleus. Gene Ontology annotation, biological process: positive regulation of transcription by RNA polymerase II. Bases 1 to 1485 code for a protein of 494 amino acids. The record is from RefSeq and is a predicted model, not a curated record. The transcript has a single exon. NCBI's taxonomy places the organism in Eukaryota, Fungi, Ascomycota, Sordariomycetes, Glomerellales, Glomerellaceae. Gene Ontology annotation, molecular function: DNA-binding transcription factor activity; transcription cis-regulatory region binding.